Molecule: messenger RNA, 5171 nt
Organism: Mauremys reevesii (Reeves's turtle)
Lineage: Eukaryota; Metazoa; Chordata; Testudines; Geoemydidae
Gene: ZMYM2
Product: zinc finger MYM-type containing 2
Exons: 26
Coding region: 409-4521 (1370 amino acids)
Molecular function (GO): zinc ion binding
Source: RefSeq, a predicted model, not a curated record
CCAAUAGGUUUGCCUACCGCUUAAGCUCAUCCUCUGUGGGAGCCAAUGGGCGGGUUAGGGAGGCCGUUCUUCCCCAAGCUCGGUUGGCCCUGCUCCUCCUUCCCCUCGCUAGCAGCUGCGCUUAGCCCGGGACUGGACCGAGUUAGAGUUGAGGCGGCGGAGGAGUAGCGCGGAGUGCGUGUGAUCGGGGGGAGGGGGAGACCCGAGCCUGUGAGCGGUGGGGAGCUGGGCUCCAGCCCAGUUUGGUGCAGCCUUGGCAGAGACCAGAAAGGAGAGGAGCUCCAUUGACAUUUCAACCAAGGGCAUCAAGUUAAUUGGUAUAAGAGGAAUAGACCCUAUACUGGAGCACUUGGGAUCAACUUACUAAGGUAAACAGGCUGCAGUGGAUUUCUGGAUGGCUUAUCUGGAAUGGACAGAAGUUCUCUGGGAGGAUUAGAACUGUCUGAACAUACUUCUGCUUUACUAGGAACUACUGCCAUGGCAACUGGUCUUGCAAAUAUAGGAAAUUCUUUUGGAGGGCCGCCUAAUACUCUAGUUUCUAGAACUAAUAAGUUCCAAAACUCAUCUAUAGAAGAUGAUGAUGAUGUUGUUUUUAUUGAACCUAUACAACCUCCACAGACUUCUACAUCACUGAUAUCAGAUCAGAGAAGCAUCGCAUUUAUUUCAUCAAAAAGCGAUGAGCUUCAGGGAAAUGAUUCCAAAAUGCUUCCUCCUUCAAAAGACUUAAGUUCUCAAAAGGGAAGUAUAAGUGAGACUAUUAUUAUUGAUGAUGAAGAAGAUAUUGAAACAAAUCAAGGACAAGAGAAGAAUGCUUCCAGUUUUAAUGAGCGAAGACUUCCAGAGUGUAAAAAUAGAUCCAGCGAUAUGGAAUUCUCAGCUUCCAGUUUUUCAAGAAGUAAGGUAAAUGCAGGAAUAGGUAAUAGUGGUAUAACCACAGAACCAGACUCUGAAAUUCAGAUUGCUAAUGUUACCACAUUAGAAACAGGUAUGAGCUCUGUGAAUGAUGGUCAUUUAGAAAAUACUGAAGGGCGUGACAUGAACUUAAUGAUUACACAUGUAACAUCACUGCAGAAUACCAACUUGGGAGAUGUGUCUAACGGACUGCAGUCAAGUAAUUUUGGUGUUAAUAUACAAACAUACACCCCAUCUUUAACUUCACAGACCAAGACUGGUGUAGGACCUUUCAAUCCUGGUAGAAUGAAUGUGGCUGGAGAUGUGUUUCAAAAUGGAGAAUCUGUGACUCAUCACAGUCCAGAUUCCUGGAUAUCCCAGUCAGCUUCAUUCCCUAGAAACCAGAAACAACCAGGUGUGGAUUCCUUGUCACCAGUGGCCUCACUUCCUAAACAGAUUUUUCAGCCGUCUGCACAUCAACAACCUUCUAAACAGGUUAAAGUCACAUGUGCAAAUUGCAAAAAGCCCUUGCAGAAGGGACAGACUGCAUAUCAGCGCAAAGGAUCAGCUCACCUGUUUUGUUCCACUGCCUGCCUUUCAUCAUUCUCGCAUAAACCUGCUCCAAAGAAACUCUGUGUUAUGUGCAAAAAAGAUAUAACAACAAUGAAAGGCACCAUUGUUGCUCAAGUUGAUUCCAGUGAGUCUUUCCAGGAGUUUUGCAGUACAUCAUGUUUGUCCUUCUAUGAAGACAAGCAUAAUCCUUCAAAAGGAAUCUUGAAUAAGUCAAGAUGCACUAUCUGUGGUAAACUAACUGAGAUUCGCCAUGAAGUUAGCUUUAAGAACAUGACUCAUAAGCUGUGUAGUGACCACUGCUUCAAUAGAUACAGAAUGGCGAAGGGUUUAAUAAUGAAUUGCUGUGAGCAUUGUGGGGAGUACUUGCCCAGUAAAGGAGCUGGAAACAAUAUCCUUACGAUUGACGGUCAGCAGAAAAGAUUCUGCUGCCAAAACUGCGUUGGUGAAUAUAAACAGCCAAGCCAUCCUUCCCUGCCAAAAGAAAUGUUCUGGAUCUUUUAUGUAACACAGGAAGAUUCUAAUGAGAAAUAUGGCAAAUUAACAACUUGUACUGGUUGCAGAGCUCAGUGCAGGUUUUUUGAAAUGACUCAGUGCAUAGGACCUAAUGGAUAUAUGGAGCCAUACUGCUCAACUGCAUGCAUGAACACACACAAAUCAAAAUAUGCAAAAUCACAAAGUAUGGGAAUUAUUUGCCACUUUUGUAAACGAAACUCUUUACCUCAAUAUCAAGCCACAAUGCCUGAUGGAAAACUGUACAACUUUUGCAGUUCCAGUUGUGUAGCUAAAUUUCAGACUCUUAGUGUGCAGUCUUCAACCAAUGGUCAGUUUGUGUCUCCAAGUGACAUUCAGCUGAAAUGCAAUUAUUGCAAAAGUUCUUUUUGUUCAAAGCCAGAAGUACUGGAGUGGGAGAACAAAGUAUACCAGUUCUGCAGCAGAACUUGUUCUGAUGAUUAUAAGAAACUGCACUGCAUAGUUACAUACUGUGAAUACUGCCAAGAGGAGAAAACACUGCACGAAAUGGUGAAUUUCUCUGGUAUCAAAAGACCAUUCUGUAGUGAAGGAUGCAAGCUGCUAUAUAAACAAGAUUUUGCAAGACGGUUAGGAUUGAGAUGUGUUACUUGUAAUUACUGCUCACAGCUCUGUAAAAAGGGAGCUACUAAGGAACUUGAUGGUGUAAUAAGAGAUUUCUGCAGUGAAGAGUGCUGUAAAAAAUUUCAAGACUGGUACUUCAAGGCUGCCAGGUGUGACUGUUGUAAGUCUCAAGGAACUCUCAAAGAGAAAGUGCAGUGGCGUGGAGAAAUGAAACAUUUCUGUGAUCAGCACUGCUUACUGCGUUUCUACUGUCAACAAAAUGAACCUAAUAUGGCAACACAAAAAGGACCUGAAAAUUUGCAUUAUGAUCAGGGUUGUCAAAUUUCCCGAACAAAAAUGACAGGUUCAGUGCCACCCCCUUCUCCAACACUUAACAAAGAGAUGAAGAACAAGGCAAUUCUUUGCAAACCUUUGACAAUGACAAAAGCUACAUACUGUAAACCUCACAUGCAGACAAAAUGUUGUCAGACAGAAGAUGACUGGAAGAAAGAAUAUGUCCCAGUUCCUGUUCCUGUACCUGUUUAUGUUCCAGUGCCUAUGCACAUGUAUAGUCAAAAUGUUCCUGUUCCGGCAGUGGUUCCUGUUCCAGUGCCAGUUCCAGUUUUUCUGCCCACUACUCUGGAUAGCAAUGAGAAGAUCCUUGCAGCAAUAGAAGAGCUGAGGGGUAAAGUUCCUUCAAAUCCUCUGGAGGCUGAGCUACUGACUAUAGCUGAGAUGAUGCCUGAAGAUGAUGGAAAAACAGAGACUACGGAGCUGAACAGUGUAAUAAUUGAAACAGACUUGCUAAACUCUGGUACAGAGAUGCAGACAAGCUUGCCUGAUAUUCCGUAUGAACCAGAUCUCGAUAUUGAAAUUGAUUUUCCAAGAGCGGCUGAGGAGCUUGAUACAGAAAAUGAAUUUUUGCUGCCUCCUGUCUUUGGGGAAGAAUAUGAGGAACAGCCAAGACCUCGAUCCAAAAAGAAGGGAGUGAAGAGAAAAGCAGUGUCAGAAUACCAGUCUCAUGAUGAUAGCUCUGAGAAUUCAGAGUGUAGUUUUCCUUUCAAAUAUGCAUAUGGUGUAAAUGCGUGGAAACACUGGGUAAAAACUAGGAGUCUAGAUGAAGAUCUGCCAGUAUUAGAGGAACUGAAAUCAACAAAGUCUGUGAAAUUAAAGGAAGAUCUGCUAUCGCAUACUGUAGCCGAGCUAAACUAUGGCUUGGCACGUUUUGUCAAUGAAAUUCGAAGACCGAAUGGAGAGAACUAUACACCUGACAGCAUCUAUUAUCUUUGUCUUGGGAUUCAGGAGUACUUGUAUGGAAGCAAUCGAAAAGACAAUAUAUUUAUUAAUCCAAGCUACGAGACAUUUGAGCAGGAAUUAAAUAAAAUCCUUAGAAGUUGGCAACCAAGCAUACUUCCAGAUGGGUCAAUAUUCUCUCGUGUUGAAGAAGAUUAUCUUUGGAGGAUAAAACAGCUAGGAUCACACUCUCCAUUUGCUCUUCUGAAUACACUGUUCUACUUUAACACUAAAUAUUUUGGCCUGAAAACAGUGGAGCAGCACUUAAGACUUUCCUUUGGCACUGUUUUUAGACAGUGGAAAAAAAAUCCUCGAACAAUGGACAGCAAAGCUUGUCUUCGAUAUCAAGUUUCUUCCCUAUGUGGAGCUGAUAGUGAAGAUAAAAUUACUACUGGAAAAAGGAAACAUGAAGAUGAUGAGCCAGUGUUUGAACAAAUUGAAAACACGUCAAAUCCUGCUAGAUGUCCCGUGAAAAUGUUUGAGUGCUAUCUGUCUAAGAGCCCACAGAAUCUUAAUCAGAGAAUGGAUGUGUUCUAUUUACAACCGGAAUGCUCUGUUUCCUCGGAUAGCCCUGUCUGGUAUACUUCCACUUCACUGGACCGUAACACUUUGGAACACAUGCUCGUACGGGUUCUUUUAGUAAAAGAUAUUUAUGAUAAAGACAAUUAUGAACUGGAUGAAGAUAUAGAUUAAAACAAACUUCCAAAAGCUGUCAGGAAAAACAAAACAGCAUUAGAUAGUCAUGCUGCUAGACCUUUAUUAUGGAAACCAUUUCAAGUUUACUCUUUGUUUUGAGUUUUGUAGCAGUGUACCCUGACCUGGGUAUUACCAUGUAAAUAAUCCGUGAGUGAAAGUUGCCAUUAUCCUCCUACGUAGUGGUUUUAGGAUACUUAACAAACACAUUCAAAUUCUUUUUUUUUAUUAUUAUUUAUUUGAUUAGGUAUGUUUGUAACUUUUUACAUUGCGAAAUAUCAGUGAGAAUGUGCCAUGUGUAAUUUUUUUUCUUGUAGUAAGAAACAUCCAUAUUGCACAACUCUACUGUUGCAAGCUUCCUUGAAAGGAGGCUCUUUUACUGGGUUCUUCAACCAGAUGGUUGUGUAUGGGUAGCACUACUAAAGUUUAGAACUUUGCUGUGUCUUUCAGAAUUUUUAAAUAAAUUGUAAACUAAUAGGUUUUUUACUUUUUAGUUACUGAAGCCUUAUAAGGUUAUGUAGAGAGAUUCCAUCUUAUGUACCAAAAAUAGACAAAAGAGAAUGCUGUCAAUAUUGGUGUACUGUAAUGUGAAUCUAUACUGGUGAAAACAACUUUUUUGUUGCCCUUAUUAAAACCUUUAAUGUCCUUUC